GUGGCCCAUGGAGUCUCCCGCCGCCUGCAUAUUACUCCUACUCCUGCUGGGGGAAGCCACAGCCUUCUCCUCGGCCAGAAGGACAGGACACAGGCAGCCGACACCAGCCUGCCCCCCGGAGGACGAGCUGUUGCCCUGUGUAUGUCACUUGCGAGGAACAGAGAUCCACAUCACGUGUGAGAAUAGUGAGAUAGAAGUGGUGGUGUCGUCCAUGGAGGCGCUGAUGAAACGUGUCCUGCGGGUGGAAGAGCUUCACCUGGUCAGCAACCGAAUUCCCGUUCUUCCCGGCAGGAUCUUCGGGUCCAUACAGAUCAACAAACUCUUCCUCAUCAACAACGAGAUGGUUGGCAUUACCCGCAACGCCUUCGCGGGCCUCGAGUCGUCUCUACAACAUCUCUACAUCUCGGAGCCCGGCCUCUACGACCUACCCUUUGACACCCUAGACAAUCUAGCUAACCUGAGAACCUGUGUGCUGGAGAACACAGAUAUAUUACAAAUACCCAGAUUAUAUUCCCUCUCCAAGCUGGAGUUUUUAAAGAUCGAUGGUUCUAAAGUAUCGUCUAUUCCUUCAGCCGCCUUCCGGUUUAUGCCCAACAUGAAAAAGGUUCAUAUUGCCAACAGCCAGUUAAAAAAGAUUGAAGGCAAUGCCUUAGAAGGAUUAGUGUACCUGAAGGAGGUAAAUUUUUCCAAUAACGCCAUCAACUGGAUUCAUCCAAGAGCUUUCAGGACUCUGAAUACUGUGGAGCAUCUGUCACUAGCAGGUAAUCAGCUCUCUGACGCCGCCAUGGCCGUCCUCGCCGCCAGAGAGUUGAGAGAACUGAAGAUAUUCGAUCUCAGCAGGAACCUCAUAGUUGGACUUGCAAAGGGGACAUUCUUUGAUAUGCCAACUGUGCAAAUAAUAUACUUGAGACAAAACUUAAUCUCGAAGGUAGAGCGGGGUGCCUUCUUCAAGCUUCCAUCAUUGCGGAGAAUAGAUCUUAGUGGAAAUCUUCUGGACGAGUUCCAUGCUGAUAUUUUCACGGAGUCUCUUGGUAUGGAACACCUAAACAUUGCUCAAAACAAUCUGACAUAUAUGACCGAAAUGAGAAACAUCGUCCGAGCUCUUCCGAACCUCAAGAGCCUAGAUUUGAGCAAUAAUCAUCUGAAAAUCGAAAAUCCAAAGGUUUUUGAGGGGCAUCUCAAAUUAGAAGCUCUGAAAAUUAACCACAAUGAAAUAGAAAAAUUACAAAAAGGAUUAUUCCAGGAACUUCCCAAUUUGAGGGAGUUGUACUUGAGUAAUAAUUUCAUUCAGAGUGAUUUUGAUGAUCAAGUGUGGGAUCUGCCGAUGUUGAGAGUUCUGGAUUUGUCCCACAACGAAAUUAAAAAGGUAGAUAUUCACCUGUUGGAAGGUCUGCCUCAACUAAGCAGUCUGGACCUCAGCUUUAAUGUGAUCACAAAUGUGGCAGAGAAUACCUUUGUCGGCUCCACCUACUUAAAAAAUCUCAACAUGUCUUUUAACAGUAUAUCGAAGCUUCCUAAGAAUAUCUUUGCGGGGCUUGGAGAGUUGUUCGAACUAGAGUUGAGCUUCAAUGAACUACUGGCACUGGACGAUGGGCUGUUCCUGGGUCUAACCUCUCUGGAAUUUCUGCACCUCACUCAUAAUCAAAUUGUUUCUAUUGACACAGAAACCUUUAAAGAUACUUCCAAGUUACGCUACUUGGACCUUUCAGCAAAUCUGGUGCAGGACCUGCCUGCCGAGGCACUGGGAAAGCUCUCUACCCUCCACGUCCUCAAACUCCAUCGCAACGCCAUUAAUCAAGUCCUUGAUGGCUACCUCAAGGGCCUUCGUAUGGUUGAGCAUCUUGAUCUCUCAAACAAUCACAUCCAGGUUCUAAGUCAAACAGCUUUCCGGGACAUGGUUGUUUUAAGAGAUCUUGACCUUAGCGUGAACUACAUCCAAAAUCUCCAUCCCGACAUGUUCUCCACCACUAAAUUGCUGGAGAAACUCAACAUCAGCCAUAAUUACAUCACUGAUCUAGGCCACCAUACGUUUAGUAACGUCAAACACCUCAGGAUUCUCGACUUGACCAAUAACUCCCUUACUGAGCUCGGAGAGGCAGUCAUGGGUCUCUCUUCUCUACAAGGUCUCUUCAUCAGUGAUAACUAUAUCAGUAUUCUAAAAAACACUUCCUUUGUUGAGCUCCCAAAUCUUGAUAUUCUUAAAUUUGACAACAAUGGCCUCCAAACUUUUGAAGUGGGAACAUUCCACAACCUCGACUCUCUCAUCACACUAGAUAUGAGGAACAACAAUCUCGUAGAGCUCAAUCCUGAUUCCUUCAAGUCCUUAAAGUCCUUAGAGGAGUUGCAGCUGAGCAAGAACCAGAUUGCAAUAAUUAAGGAUUUUGCUUUCACAGACCUGACAUCCCUCAGAAGCUUAGAGUUGCAAGACAAUGCCAUUACAGAGAUGGGCGCCCAUGCCUUCCAUAACAUGCCCGCAGUCAAGUUCAUCAACCUCAGUCGCAACGGCUUCCAGGACAUUCCAGAAGACUCACUGGGGAGACUGGUCACCCUUGACGUCCUAGAUCUUAGCUGGAAUUAUAUCUUGGAAGUCAAGGAUUCCAGCUUCUAUGGGCUGGAACGGCUGACAGUGUUAAUGCUGCACGACAACGACCUAUGCCGCCUCUCCGGGGGGUCGUUCGCCAGCCAGCGAGCCCUGAGGAUCCUCACUCUCCACAACAACCAGCUCCGGCGCCUCCACCUGCGGGCCCUGGGCGCCACCAUCACCGGCCUCUCCCUCCUCGACAUGAGUGGUAACCCGUUCCAGUGCGACUGCGAUCUGGUGUGGCUGAGGGACUCCCUGACUGAGGACCCUGACGGCGACCGUGGGCCUCGCACCGCUAUCCUUGGGGACUCCCUCAGGGGCGUCCCUGUCUGCGCUGCUCCUCCACAGUACAAGGGACUUCCCAUCACUAAGGUGCCAGCGCAGGCCUUCCUGUGCGAAGGGGAAACUACUCCAGAAGACGGGGAGGUGUGUGUACCCAGGUUCCUCGACCCACAGCUCUUCACAGGUGGUGAAACAGGCGAGGCUGUUGACCCUGGAGCAGCUAACACCUUGUUCCGGCUCACCAACCUGACCAAGGGCACCUCCCAGGGCGGCAUAGGGCCAUCCUACCUCGACUACAACAACCCCAUCUUGGUUCACGAGCUGCCCGCCUUCAUCUCCCCCGCCACGACUGGCCCAGUCACUGCAGGCACCACCACCACCACCACUACCACCACUACCACCCCGUCAGUGUCGUCGGCUGCCACCACCACCUCCGUCAGCGCCCAGGGCGCCUCGGCUGUACCUCUCAGCACGACUGCCAAGGCGGAGCAGCAGCUGGGGACGGUGUCGUCGAGCAUCCACACGGUGACGGGAGACACACCCACCAUCUACGCGGGGUCGUCAGGGAGCAGCAGCGGCAGCAGCACCGCUCUAGUGGACGACCACAAGCAUGAGACUACCACCGAGACUGGCCUCUUCAGCGGUCUCAUGUUUCCCACUCUUCCCAAUAUCCUGGAGACCAUCACUAACUUCAGGCUCCCCAACAUAGGCCUCAACGUCAACUGGGCAGGCCUGCCAGUCAUAGGCCGCCAUGAGACAGGGGCCGUGUCUGAGUUCGGGCCGCUGGACGACGACAAGCCCAUGAAGGGCCCUGACAAUAGUCAACCAAUUUGGAUUGAUGGACCCACCAGUCCACACCCUCUCUUCCCCUCCCCUCCACCACCAAUUAGACAGUCUAUGGCCAUGAAGCCUCCCCCGCCACCAGCCGAGGUGGCGAACCAGGCGAAGGGAGGCUCCAUACCUCGGCUGCCUGUGAGGGGCCCCGGGGUGCCCUUUGUGUUCCCCGUGGUGAAGGGAGAGCGUCACCGGCCGGGGGUGCCUGGCGUGGUGGUGCCUGUCAGCCGCCCCACCAACGUGUGGGGAGACAGGCCUCACCCAGGGCCCGCACAGAGCCCCAUACACCCUCACGCCAGGCCCGCGCUGCCCUCCGUCAUGCACCCUCACCCAGGACCCAGUUUUGACACCCCGUUCCUGCCUGUCUCCGGUAAUCAACAAUCUCACACCGGACUCAGGCAACCCAACAUUAUCAACCGUCAGCCCUCGGUUACCUCACAUUUCACACCCACAGUGCCUCAACCCUCCGGAGGUUUCCUGCCGCAGCUUCCUGACACUGGCACCAAGAUACCAGGUGCCAUGAGAGGCACAGUGCCGCGGUGGUCGCCCCCGGCCGUCAUCCACCCUGACUCUGGGGUGUCCCAUUAUCAGCCCAACGAACCGUUUCUCCCAUACCAACCACACGACCCCAACCAUCCCAUCACCAUCGUAGAUCCCCCAAACAUGUCCGGCGCCCACCGCUGGACUCCUAACCAGCCCACCCGCCCACCCGGCCCCGUCCCGCCCAUGGCCAUGGUGACGGCCACCAGCACUGCGACGGACAUGUCGCCGUCGGAGAGUCAGUUGGGAGGCGGUGGGCUCGGACACGGGUCGCUGGAGGUCACAGCAGCUGGCGUCGAGCGGCCACCGUCGUCCUCUGACAUGGCCGCCACGGCCUCCCGCCCUCUCGCCGUCCCAUCAUCAUUCUCACCGACAUCGUUAGUCGCCAACCCCCCGCUCAUCAAAACUCAAUUAAGCAACUUUUCACCAUACCCAAACGAUGAGCAAAAUGGCAAUUCUUCUAAAGAUCAUCCUAUGGUACUGCAUCCUCCACCCCCACACGCCCCUCCACCCUCACACGCCCCUCCACCCUCACACGCCGCACCACACGUCACGCCAAAUUUUUCCCCAACAUGGCCUCCAUUACCUGCGACGACUUCCGACUCUCAGCUGGUGACUUCGCAAACAAUACACGCUUCCACCACUGCACUAGAAGGGCAUCCUGCUACGCCCGCGCGCCCUCUACCAGCCGCACCCACACGCCCUCCACCUGUUGCACCAGCACCCUCUCCGUCUGCUUUACCCACACGUCCUGAAUCUGUCACGCCCACACAUCAUGUAUUUGCUAUGCCAACUCACCCACUACUUGUCACACCCUCAGGCCCAGAACUUGCCACACCCACACACCAAGCAUCAGUCGUCCCAACACAUCCACCACCUGCCACGCCCACCCGUCCACCACCUGCCACGCCCACGCAUCCACCACCUGCCACACCCACCCGUCCACCACCUGCCACGCCCACGCGUCCACCACCUGCCACGCCCACGCAUCCACCACCUGCCACACCCACCCGUCCACCACCUGCUAUGCCCACGCGUCCACCACCUGCCACGCCCACGCAUCCACCACCUGCCACGCCCACGCAUCCACCACCUGCCACGCCCACGCGUCCACCACCUGCCACGCCCACGCGUCCACCACCUGCCACGCCCACGCGUCCACCAUCUGCCACGCCCACACGUGACCCAGACUCUCCAGAGGCGUCUGAGACCUCCCUGAGCGACCUGCUGGGGCUGCUAUACGCCGCCGAGGACGAAGUACAGCGAGAACAGCACCAAGAGCCCCCUGAAGGUGCUGACCUCUCCCAGGGAGGCUUCCCGGCGCUCGAGGACACUCCGCCCGACGCUCACCUCUCCGGCUCCCCCUCGGCCGUGACUAUCAGGUCCCCUUCCGUCUCCUCCACUCCUACACCAGCGCCACAGUACUCCACUACCACCACCCCCACCAGCCGCCCUACAACCAUGUCCACCACCAGGAGCACCACCACCACCAGCCGCCCUACAACCAUGUCCACCACCAGGAGCACCACCACCACCAGCCGCCCUACAACCGUGUCCACCGCCAGGAGCACCACCACUAACCGUCCUGCAGCUGUGACCUCCACCACCGCCACCUCUCACAUUCCAUCCGAUAAACAUUUGUUCCCGGAGGACAUCUUCCCGCCACAGGUGGGUGAGGACGUGCGGGAAGACCUCGCGUCUGACUUCCUCGGGAAGUCAACCUCGUCUUCCUCCGGUGAACAUCUCGGAGAAGUGUCAGAGAGCAGCAGCGAAUUCCCCACAGUCGUAUCCCCUUUAGUCUUGCACUCUGUAACCCCGCUACAAGAUGACGAGUCCCUCUCGAGGCACCCCAUGCAGGAGCGGCCUGGUGCCGCCACAGCGCACUCCAGGUCACGGCCAGGCGUCGUCUUCCCCGUGGACAAGUCAGGCGAGCCACUACUGGGCUCCGUGCCCCGCGUGCCCCCUAACAACACCUACAUCAGCCCGAGCAAGAGCAUGGGGCGGGGCGGAUACCCAACCAUCGAGCGGGUCUACCAGCCUGGGCAGCUGGAGACCGACACGGAGGAUGAGGUCGACCUUCCCUCCGAGACCGCGACUCUCAUGCCUGACGCUACCUCCCAGGAGCCGCUCCUCCACGAGUCAGAGUUCUCUACGAGUGAGGCAAAUGUCAUCGACUGGUACUACAACAACUACUACCGGGAGUAUGCGUCCCUGCCCGUCGGGGGCAACAAGCCCACUAAUGGCGCCCACAUGCCAGCCCUGGAGGGCCCCGUCCUCUUCACCUGCUUCCUGGCUACCUUACACCUCAUACACUGGUAGCCACUCCAGUGCUCUCUCCUCAUACUCAUCAGUGUUAUACAUAGACCAUACACAGGCUGGUGUAUAAGAAGCAACUGCACCCUGUCAUACUACAUAUAAACAUUAUAUAUAAAUAAAAAAUUAUACUCCAACCUUUCCAGUGUCGGAAACAAACUCUAAACGCAUUUUACCUCAGCGGUUCCUUAGGGACAUAAACUAAAGGGUAAUAACUAAAUAUGAAUUACAAUUAAGGGAUAACUA
Procambarus clarkii (red swamp crayfish) is the source of this 6796-nucleotide messenger RNA. RefSeq names its product artichoke (gene atk). Gene Ontology annotation, molecular function: protein binding. Lineage: Eukaryota; Metazoa; Arthropoda; Malacostraca; Decapoda; Cambaridae. The record is from RefSeq and is a predicted model, not a curated record.